Molecule: messenger RNA, 1616 nt
Organism: Haplochromis burtoni (Burton's mouthbrooder)
Lineage: Eukaryota; Metazoa; Chordata; Actinopteri; Cichliformes; Cichlidae
Product: deoxyribonuclease-1
Exons: 10
Coding region: 151-1089 (312 amino acids)
Biological process (GO): DNA catabolic process
Cellular component (GO): nucleus
Molecular function (GO): DNA nuclease activity
Source: RefSeq, a predicted model, not a curated record
ACCACAGACCCUGAAUGCUGCAUUUGUAGACGUGAACAACCUGGACGGCGAUACCUGCGCCAGGCUGAGACAGCGUCCACACCCAGCAGGAUCCGCUCAGAGACUUAGCAGCAGACGGUCGUAAUUUGACUCACCUGAACAGAUCCAACCAUGAGGUGGCGCUCUUCUGGUCUUUCCCUCUUCCUUUUGCUCUCCAUUUUUGUCUUGAAGUCAGCAACUGAACUCAGGAUCUGUGCCUACAACGUGCAGAAUUUUGACUCUGCGAAAGCAUCAAACGAGAGACUGAUGCACUAUCUCAAACUGGUCCUGACUCGUUGUGAUAUCAGCCUCCUACAGCACGUGGUGGAUCCAGACGGUCGAGCCACUGAAAAGUUGUUGUCUGUGCUCAACAGGGGAUCUGACAGGUAUGAAGAGUACGACUACGAGGCAGUGGCCAGUGAGAGUUUGGGAAACUCUCCUGACGACAAGCAGAAGUAUGUUUUCAUCUACAGGAUGCAGACGGUGAACAUGACGGGUCAAUACCAGUACAGGAGCCAGCAGUCGUUUGUCAGAGAGCCUUUUGUGGUUCGCUUCCAAAGCAAGAAUGCAUCGAUCGGGGAGUUUAUCUUGGUCCCUCUCCACAGUGAGCCCAGCAAGGCCGUCCAGGAGAUCAACAAGCUUUACGACGUCUUUGUGGAAGUCAGCAAGAAAUGGAACAACACGAAUGUGAUGUUCCUGGGAGAUUUCCAUGCCAGCUGUGCGUAUGUGAAACGAAGUGACAGGAAAAACAUACGGCUGUUCAUGAAGUCGGAGUUCUCCUGGCUGAUCAGAAACCGAGAGGACACCACUGUCACCGACGCGACCAGCUGUGCAUACGACAGGAUUGUUGUGCAUGGAGAACCCUUCCUGAGGGCAAUCAAGCCAUUCUCUGCAAAAGUCUUUGAUCUCGGAGCGGAGUUCAAAAUGUCCAGGAGCGAGGUGGUGCAGCUGAGUGACCAUUACCCAGUGGAAGUGGUAUUAAAGAGCUCCGCCCUCUUCCUUCAGGCCACGCCCCUCCUGAGCCUAAUAAGUGCCUCUGUGAUCCUCUGGUCCUUCCUCUCUGCCCUGUGAUCAUCCCGGGCUCUGAAUGCUUUCUAUACUCGUUUGUCUUUUUUUAUUCCAAAACCAGUUCACCUUCUAGCUGUGCCAGGAUCACUCGGCGCUGUCCGUUCUUUUAACACGGGUUUAUUUUAUAGUCCCAGCUCUACUGCUCUUAGACCAAAGUGAAGUGACUGAGCAGCGAGGCAGCUCCAGGAACAGAAUGUGUAAAAUUUUAAAACAAAAAUUCAAAUAUGAGACUUUCAGGGUUUUUGGUGCUGAUUUUAAAAUAUUUUAAAUUAAGGUUUUUGCAUCAAGACAAAAGUGCAUCCAACAGUCUUGUUUGUUAUGAGGUGAAAAUGUAAUCUGAUUUUAUUUUUUAGGAGUUCUUUGUUUUCUUCUUCUUUCCAUCUUUUUCUUGAUGUGUCCCCCUCGGGUCUGUACAGAAACUGAUGUAAAUAUUUAGAAUUCCUCUGAAAAUGUUAAGAUUUUCAUUGCUUGAGAGUUUUAUAAAAUUCAGUAAAGUUUUUUUUAAUAGUAAAAUAAAAUUUAAAAAACAU